CGGGGCUCCGAGGGUUUGGGUGUUCUCGGCGUGCAGGCAGCCGGGACUGAUGGCGCGCGGUUGGGCCGGCUUCUCUGAGGAGGAGCUGAGGCGACUGAAGCAGACGAAAGGUUUUGACAGUUAUGAAUAAAGCUUCUAUAAACAUCCAUGUUCAGGUUUUUGUGUGGACAUUAGUUUUCAUCUCCUUUGACUUGAUACUAAGGAUCAUGACUGCUGGAUUGUAUGAUCCUUUUGAACCACAGCGGCGUCUGCCUGUGAAGAAAAGUCGACAACAACUUCAGCGAGAAAAAGCCCUUCAAGAGCAAAGUCAAAAACUUGGACUUCAAGAUGGGUCAACCUCAUUACCUCCAGGGCAGCUGCUUUCUGCACCAAAACAAAGAUUUAACACUCAAAAACCACAUUCUUUGCCCCCUGCUCCCCUUACACUCUCCUCUCCUGUUGGUGAUGGAAAACCACAGGGUACUGAAAGUCAACCAAGGGAACUGGGACUUGAGAAUUCCCAUGAUGGUCACAAAAAUGCUGAGGUUCUGCCUCCAAAAUCAGAUUGCAAGUUGGAAAAAAAGAAAGUGGAAUUGCAAGAAAAAUCUCGUUGGGAAGUCCUCCAGCAAGAACAGCGGCUGAUGGAAGAGAAAAAUAAACGUAAGAAAGCUCUUUUGGCUAAAGCUAUUGCGGAAAGAUCUAAACGAACUCAGGCAGAGACCAUGAAACUAAAGAGGAUCCAGAAGGAGUUACAGGCUUUAGAUGACAUGGUGUCAGCAGACAUUGGAAUCCUCAGGAACCGGAUUGAUCAGGCCAGCCUUGACUAUUCAUAUGCUCAGAAGCGGUUUGACAGGGCUGAGGCAGAGUACGUUACGGCAAAGCUGGAUCUGCAGCGCAAGACUGAGCUCAAAGAGCAGCUCACUGAGCACCUCUGUACCAUCAUACAGCAGAACGAGCUCCGCAAGGCCAGGAAGCUGGAGGAGCUGAUGCAGCAGCUGGACGUGCAGGCUGAUGACGAGUCUCCGGAGCUCGAGGUGGAGGUGGAGAGAUUGCUGCGUGAACAGGAAGCAGAAGCAGGGAAACAGGUGGUUCGCUCGGAGAGACCAUCUCAGCCUUGCGGGGAGCGUGGGACAUUAGGGUUUGCUGAAGAGAACAAAAAACAUCAAGAGCAAGCUGCUUCCCAAAAGGGUGAUGAACAGUGCGAAAACACGAAUAGCAUUCCCCUUCAAAAUCCAGCGCAGCCAGAUCAAGACGUUGAAACGACUGUAACAGACAUUUCAGCUUCUCUGACCACGUGAUGUGCCAGUGUUUGUUCUUCAUGACUGCCGUGGCACUCGGUAACCUUUCUGUUAACUAUUCUAUGACCUCUGAUAGAUAAAUGCCUCUUUAAAAGUAUAUUAAUUUUUGAAGCCAUGAUUAGUUAGGAUAACGUGUUUGACUAUUCUAAAAUCUCAGAUUAUGGUAAUUUUUUAAUAUAGGGGCAUAGUUCACCUUGAUUUGGGUCCAGUUCCUUCAUUGUACUCUUAUUACUGGGUGAAAACAAGUGAUUUAAAGGGAUGGAAGGAAGACUACAUGGUUAAGAGUGUUUUUAGGCCAGGUAAAUACAGAAAAGUAAAGUGAAAAGUGAUUCUCAAUACCUAAUUGAACUCUUAACUUCUGAAAGAAAUGUUGAGCAUGAAAGUCCUGUUUUAUGUAAUCAGUAAAGAGAUACAAAAACUAACAUGUGAAACAGAGAGAGUGAGACACAACUAACAAAGGUGAUGGGUUACAUUAUCCAUCCAGAUUUUACUACAGUUGUAAAAUAACUGGGAAAUUGUAAUUUACAGGAAGAACCAGACCACUUAAGCCAGCAUCAUUUUUGUUUUCAGUUUUCCUUUGGAAUAGCUUUAGUUCACAACCUGAGUUUUGGCUGGUUGAUACACAUGUGCACACAGACACAAACACACAUACAUAUGUCAUUUCAGUGUUAAUAUAUAUUGUCUUUAAUCAGCAUGUUGAUUCAGUUUAGACAAUGAAAACAUUUCUAGUGAGACUGAAAAGAAUAUAGAGAAUCUUAUUGCUACUUUUGGUUAUUUUAAAAAAAUGACAUAUUUUCUUUCUAAAGUCACCUGUAAAUGUGUUUUAUGUUGAAUAUAAAUUAUCCUGUCAUAAAACAUUUAAAUUGUUAAAAUGGUGGUUUUCUUAUUCGGUAGUUCGUUCAUUUCCAUCACUAAUGCUUGACCACACUACAUUGUGCUAUAAGUGACUGUGUAAAUAGAUACUGUAGUUUCAUCACAAAAUCUAUGAAUAUCACAUUAAAUUAUGAUCUGCUUAUCAGAAAUUCCAAAAGUACAAACACUACAUUUUAAGUCUUAAAGAACUAUUAUAAAAGAAGAGAAGGACAAAUGUAACAUUGUAUCCAUAAUAAUUCUGAAAAAGUUGGGGACAUCGUAUUCUUAAGUGAAUUUGUUUGAGGGUGUUAUCUUCUAGUAAUGCGGAUGAGCUUCGUAUUUUUCUAUUACGAACUUUGAGUUGAAAUUUCAUUGUCCAAUAUGCUCUUAUUUUUCUAAGGAAUAAACGAGUCUAAUGCA
Molecule: messenger RNA, 2549 nt
Organism: Vicugna pacos (alpaca)
Lineage: Eukaryota; Metazoa; Chordata; Mammalia; Artiodactyla; Camelidae
Source: RefSeq, a predicted model, not a curated record